Messenger RNA from Saccoglossus kowalevskii, 1028 nucleotides. Its product is annotated as PAXIP1-associated glutamate-rich protein 1A-like. Gene Ontology annotation, biological process: positive regulation of cell cycle G1/S phase transition; positive regulation of intracellular estrogen receptor signaling pathway. The record is from RefSeq and is a predicted model, not a curated record. Gene Ontology annotation, molecular function: nuclear estrogen receptor binding. Lineage: Eukaryota; Metazoa; Hemichordata; Enteropneusta; Harrimaniidae. Gene Ontology annotation, cellular component: MLL3/4 complex.
UGAAUGCUAAACAACUGUCGGCAACUUCCACUUAUUUGGCCUAAUUAGAACGACGUUUGGACGAGUAUUGUACAUGGUAUGGUCAGUGUGAGGAACUAGAUAAACUGAGGAUUUCUGAUGUUGAAAAGAGCUGGGUGAAUUUGUAAAGUUACAUAUCUGUGAAGGAAAACAACGCCUUGCCAUCUAAUUCAAGUAUUUGUUUUGUUGAGUGAGGUUGUUGUGGUUUCGUUUUGGUUUUUGUUCGUCCAGGGUCACGUUCACAGGUGACACCGCCCUCUGGUGGCUAAUAAUCUUAUUCCCCACAUCCUCGCCAGAUAUGAUCGACAGACUUGUUGCUAUGGACGCAGAAUCGUCGGAGAAGGAUGCAACGGGAACUGGAUCCCCUAUUGAGGCAAUGCAAACGCAACAGACAGAGUCAAGUAACCGAGAAGACGUCGGCACCGGUGAUUUUGAAGUGCUAUGUAGUGACAGUGAGGAGGACAAGGAGAAAGCCGACAAAUGUAAAGACAGGCGCACAUGGGAGCCGCCUCCCAGUGUUAUCGUAGCUUUAUACGAAAAACUUGAUAAAGUUGGGACUUUAGAAUUGGACUGGGUAUGUCCUAAAAGAAAACUACCGGACGACGAAGAGGAAAAACAUGAUGACGUAGAGGCUGCCCAGAACUCGGAUGAAGGCAGAGAUGAGCAGGAAGUAAAUGCACAGACAGAGGAACCCACAGAGUUUGACGAUUUUGAUGAGUUAAAUGCAGAUAUGGAUAAUACUUCACUACAUGUAACACCGAGGAGAACUCCAGGGAGUGGUGGACAAGGCAGCAGUCGGAAGAAAGUAGCUAGAAUGGAUAGAGUUAUAACAGACAUGAUACGACACAAGAAAAUGGACGAUGACGGUGAUCAGCUUCCAGAGGAUGAAAGUAAAGAUAAAUCUACGCCACAUCGGACACCAUCCAGACCAUUCAGAAUAAGGACACAUGAUUUCAAUCUCUAGUUGAUACUAACUAGUACAAUGGACAAAAAUAACAUUUUUCUACUUU